AUGACAUCGGCAUUUCCAUCUACAUCUCCAUCUUGGUCAUUUUCAACGAUACAAAUCUUAUUAUUCACCCUCUACAUCUCUCGAAAUGUGAUGGGACAAUACAUACCUUCUCAAGGUCAUACAAGGGAUAUCAACAAUAACACUUUGGGUGCUCGAGGUGAAGAUGACUCACAAUCACAAUCACAAUCGAAAAAUUUGUAUUUGAUGUCACACGAUGACUUCUGUUUACUUGCACCAUCCAAUCCAGGAACCAAAAUAAGUGAAGCUGGUCAAGAUGUUGUCAGUUAUUGUACCAAUAAAGAACAUAAAACAAGAUUGAUUCCAGAUGGAACACUAAAAGGUGUAACAUACGUCAAGACUCCUUCUUGGGUCCAAGUUAGUGGAUCAGGCGACUUUACCAAAAUGAACAUAUCACCGAAUGAUUUUGGUGGACAAUUCGAUUCUUCAGAACAUACACCUGAAGGAGCCACAUUGAAAAUUAGUACAGGCGGUGAUCCAGCGAGAAAUUGGGUUACCAUGAUUUCAGCCGAUACAUUCUGUAUGAGAGCAUGUACUGGUGAUCCAGCAUACUGUCCAACACAAUACGAUUCGUUGGGGUGUUAUUUCCUUACCUCUAACGGAGUGGGCUGGGAUGACGUUUGGCAAGAUUGUGAAGGCGAUGAUGGUGAUGCACCAGGUGUGAUAGAUGGGAAAACUUACACUCCUGGAAACGGUCCAGAUCCAACACCAUCUAUACCAGCUGUAAGCAAUUGUCAACCUGGUUCAUCCAUAUCAAGUGGUCAGACUGCUGCGGCAGGCUCAGGGUCAGGGUCAGGAUCAGGCUCAGAUACCGGUAAAUCUGGCUCAGCUUCAGGUUCGGAUGUAGCUUCAAGUGGAGAAUCCACUACUUGGCUACCGGUGUCAACCUGUCUACCAUGCACCGCGACUGCUGGAUCAGGCUCGGGGUCUGAAGCAGCUUCUGGAGCAGCAGCGACUUCCUCAGCACCUAGAGAGGGAGGGGCCGAAGGUGGCGGUGAACCUCCCCAAGCUAGUGCAGCGGCUUCAAGUGCUGCACCACAAAGUGGCUCAAGUAAUCCAUUCGCUUCAGGAUCUGGAUCAGCUUCGAGCGCCGUGUCAGGUCCAGCAUCAGCUGCAGGAGGUAGCUCAGCUGCGUCAGGAUCUGGUUCUUCCGAAGCUGGUGGUGGUCAAAGUGGCGGAACAGAACAAGUUGGAGUGACCAAACUUUCUCCUCGAUCCUUGUCAGUCUCCGCUUCCACUUCAACAUCAUUGACUAGCUCAGCUCAUAUCACGACGGCUCCUGAAGCCAGAGGCCACUCAGACGAAAUGAUGGCGAGGCAAUUAGGGUAUGGUUGGAUGGACAGGAGAGAUGGUGAAACCAGUACUUCUGGUGAUCAAUGCUGUUUCACAACUUGGACACCAUCAGUAAUCGGUGGAACCAGUCCUACGGGAGCUGCAGGAGGAGCUAAGAAUGGAAGUGGCGGUUCCUCAAGCGCAGGUGCAGGUGCAGGUGGAAGUGCAAGUGCAAGUGGUAAAGCAGGAAGUGCAAGUGGUAGUGCAAGUUUAACAGGAACGAAGACUGCUCCAGCGACAUCUGUGACGAGUGGUAGUAUCGGAGGGAAGAACGGUACAUCAAGUAAUAACGGAACGACAGGUGUGAACGGUACGAAGGAUGGUAACAACUCCGAUUCGUCAAGUUACGGUAGAAACGAUUUAUGGAUCAUUGGUGGAAGUUUAAGUAAACUCUUUAUUGUCAUAUCGGGAACUACGAUGGGAUUGGUCUUGGGUGGAUUCACAUUGAUGUAG
Messenger RNA from Kwoniella shivajii, 1803 nucleotides. RefSeq lists its product as uncharacterized. Lineage: Eukaryota; Fungi; Basidiomycota; Tremellomycetes; Tremellales; Cryptococcaceae. The transcript has 7 exons. Bases 1 to 1803 code for a protein of 600 amino acids. The record is from RefSeq and is a predicted model, not a curated record.